This is a messenger RNA of Recurvomyces mirabilis, 1641 nucleotides long. RefSeq lists its product as uncharacterized. Lineage: Eukaryota; Fungi; Ascomycota; Dothideomycetes; Mycosphaerellales; Teratosphaeriaceae. The record is from RefSeq and is a predicted model, not a curated record. The transcript has 3 exons. Bases 1 to 1641 code for a protein of 546 amino acids.
AUGGCCACCAUCAGUCUUGGUCAGGCUUCUCCGACGCGACCACUUUGUUUCGAUGACGGCGACGUAGUUGUGCAGCUAGGCGAGGACGUGAAGAAGCACUUAUUGAUCCACAAGCACAUUCUCAAAGUCGCUAUGCCUCCACUAGCAGCAGCAGUUGGGCGGUGGAGCGGAGCUGUCACGAUCACGCAUCCGCAAACGAUGAAGGAUGUUACGGUCCACUCCCUCGUCUUGGAGUUGAAGGAUACCGUAUAUGAGCUGGUUGCGAAGAAGCCGGACCUGGAUCCGGGCAUCUCGAGCCUGUUUGCCGCGGCACAAAUUGUCAACGGAGAGAACGAGGGCGGAAGUGAGGAUGACAUCCCGCCUGCUGCAAUCCGCAUCCAUCAGCAUGAGAUCCUGGGGGCUGGACUUCCUACUCGCACGGAGACCCGCACCUCCACUCCCGGCUACCAUACUCACGACAACGCUCAAGAGUCACUCACACAAUCACAUGCCGUCACCCCCCUAUACACACUAUUCGGCAUGGUAUAUAAGACAGUCGAUCCCACCAUGCUCGCAGAGCACACCACCUACGAGGGCCUCGCCGAUCUGGUCGAGUACGCAGAGGUGUACAUGUGUCUCCACCUCGUCGCCGAUCAAAUCCGUACAUGUCUCCUGGCGAAGCUGGACUUGUGGCAAGACGUCAAGCAGCAGCCUCUCUUCCACCUCGCUCUAGCCAUCCGCCUUCGCUGCGAGGAAACCUUCGCCGACUCCCUUCGCCACCUCGCCGGCCGUGGCACACACUAUUCACAUCUCGUCGAGGCUGGACUCGACGAAGGCGAAGCUGCGGCACUGACUAACAGAACUCGGCCAGAUCUCCCCGUCGGCACGACCUUCGUCGCAUCCUCAUGGGACAUUGGGAAGACUGCGCAAGAGAAGGCAGAGUGGCUGGCCAAAUGCGCCUACCGUGACUGGUUCGAUCAGGCUUUGGCCGGCGAACCCCACAGCCCUCACAUUCGGAAAUGCAAGUAUGCCUACAGUGACCUCAGCAUUACAGCAGACUUCCAGCCCAUGACCCUUCGACGUGUCCUGGAGAAGAUCGACUUAGCAGCCAAGACGAACAGCCGUCGCGCACCACUCGAGUACGACACCGCGGAGCGACUCGUUGGCGAAUUUAACCUCGAAGAAGGUGCUGAUAUAUCAUCAACUCACAUCAUCGAGCAGACAAUCGCACGCCUUAACCGAUCGGUCGCUAGGAUUGCCGCACCGUACCUGGGUGGCCCUCAAGUCACCAUCGCAAGCGACCGACCUACGCAUGACACCUACACUCAGCGUUGUGCCGCUGGUCGCCACGGCGGUCAAGGCGAGGACACUUGUUCCAACGCUCAGGAAUCUAUGAGUCGUGAUCGUGGUGGUUUGGGCGAGCAGGACCAUGCCGCCAUAGCGAAGGACGACAAGGGCUGCUGCUACUUCACCUACUUCACGAUCCUCGACGAGCAGAUCCCGUGGCGUAGUGAGCCGGCAUGGGAGCCCUUCCACCUGCAUGGCCUCAAACUUGCAUCGCAAGAGUGGCUCAAGGCGGUGGGUAUUGCAGGUACUGGCGAAGAGCAGGAUGAAUCUACCGAGGCGACCACAUUCCAGCCACGUGGAGGGCCUGAGGCGUAA